This is a messenger RNA of Alnus glutinosa, 1637 nucleotides long. Its product is annotated as protein PHLOEM UNLOADING MODULATOR. Gene Ontology annotation, cellular component: endoplasmic reticulum membrane; Golgi membrane. Gene Ontology annotation, biological process: ceramide biosynthetic process. Lineage: Eukaryota; Viridiplantae; Streptophyta; Magnoliopsida; Fagales; Betulaceae. The record is from RefSeq and is a predicted model, not a curated record. The transcript has 4 exons. Gene Ontology annotation, molecular function: sphingomyelin synthase activity; ceramide cholinephosphotransferase activity. Bases 114 to 1388 code for a protein of 424 amino acids.
UAACCUCCGCCAACAACACUCACUCUCUUUCUCAGACAAACUAUUACUAUUACCUCCAACUACCACUUUCCUUAAACAACACUCACUCUCUUUCUCUCUCCUCUGACUGCACUAUGCGGUGGCCGGCGCCGCCAGGUCUCGGCGUCGCCGCCAUGUCCUACGUGGCGAUCGACUACCUCCGCCAUAUAUCGCCCGCAUGGCACGAGCGUCUUCAGCCAGCACUCUGGUCCCUACUUGCUCUAAUCGCCGUCAUUCGCGUCCCUUUCUACAAGCACUGGUCCUCUGAGUUUCGCGCGGCCAUACCCUUCGUCGCUUCCAUGAUCUUCAUGCUCUCAGCUCUCCUCUUCGAGGCUCUCUGCGUGCGCUUCGUCACCGCCGUACUCGGCCUCGAUUGGCAACGUGAUACACCUCCUCUUCCUGACACUGGCCAGUGGUUACUCCUGGCACUGAACGAGAAACUUCCUCAUCGCAUAGUUGAGAUACUGAGAGCUCGUAUUAUUGGACUGCACCAUUUCCUGAUGCUGUUUAUGAUGCUGGCUUUCUCUGUACUGUUUGACUCUGUAAAAGCUCCUGGCCUUGGGCUAGGUGCAAGAUACAUGUUCACCAUGGCAAUUGGCCGUCUUCUUCGAGCCAUAACUUUUGUAUCUACCAUUCUGCCAUCAGCCAGGCCUUGGUGUGCUACUGCUCGGUUUAGAGUUCCUGGAUAUCCUCAUCGUUGGGCUCAGAAAUAUUAUGUCCCUUACGCUUCAGAUGCUAAUUCUAUUCGUCAGUUAAUACAAAUGGAUUUAGCUUAUGCUGAUACUGGAGGAUACCCUAGUGAGUACCAACCAGAUUGGGGUUCAAUGAGCUUCCUAAUUGAUUUCCUGCGCCCAACUGCCUCAGAGGGAUCUUCAUGGUUCAGUCUGCUAAAGAAAGCUGGAGGCGGCUGCAAUGACCUCAUAUACAGUGGCCACAUGCUUGUUGCCGUACUGACGGCUAUGGCUUGGACGGAAGCUUAUGGAGGUUUUAGCUCAGCUCUUAUAUGGCUUCUUGUAGCGCACAGCGCCCAGAGAGAGAUACGAGAGCGUCACCAUUACACUGUUGACUGUAUUGUGGCCAUAUACGUAGGCUUCCUCCUCUGGAAAAUGACAGGUUUUAUCUGGCCUCCCAAGGAUGUUUCCCGAGUAAGAAGGCUAACUAGGCUAGAGAAAAUUCAAGGUAGACUAAUCCAAGCUGCCAAGGACUCGGACAUGGAGAAAGUGAGGGAGCUUCUCGAAGAGGUGGAGAUAGGCAGUGAAGAGAGUCAGAACAAAGGCCCAAGCAGGGCUAUGUUGGUGCUUGCUUGUGCAAUCAUUUUCUCUGCUCUAACCAUUGUUCUUCUGGCCUUAACAUGGACGAGCGAUGGAUGAUUUUCUUUAAACAUAAUUGCCAUGCUUCAGCACUGUACUUCUAUUUUGUGUAAACCCUUUCUUCUAUUUUGUGAUAGCUAUUUUUGUAGGGUAUUCGUAUUUGAGGCUCUUCUGUGUACUGAAUUCUUGUCGGGGGUUUCAUAAGCUUUAUUUGUUUUUUCUCCACUUUUAGAAAUAUUUUGUCUGUUGGGUAGGGACUAGUGUCCUCUCCAAUUAAGGAACCAAUUUAAUGAAUUUCAUUUUACAGCA